Hippoglossus stenolepis (Pacific halibut) is the source of this 2567-nucleotide messenger RNA. It is a transcript of the gene pter, whose product is annotated as phosphotriesterase related. Gene Ontology annotation, molecular function: zinc ion binding. Gene Ontology annotation, biological process: catabolic process. NCBI's taxonomy places the organism in Eukaryota, Metazoa, Chordata, Actinopteri, Pleuronectiformes, Pleuronectidae. The coding region runs from base 238 to 1287 and encodes 349 amino acids. The record is from RefSeq and is a predicted model, not a curated record. The transcript has 5 exons.
GAAGAAGAAGAAGAAGAAGAAGAAGAAGAAGAAGAAGACACACUUGUAGCGGAUCAGCUGUUUGUAGGUGACAGCUGGAGAAGAAGAGAAAAUCACUGCGAAUCACAGACACACUGAAACAAGGUCUGUCCGGAUUCUUCUCAGGUUCCAAGUGGAUGAAACUCUCUCAUGUUGCAGCUCUGACUCUAGCUUCUAUCGACGGGCUGUGUUGGAGCCCUGAUCACUGAUCGGAGAACCAUGUCUGAGUUGUCGGGGAAAGUCCAGUCUGUCCUGGGUCUGCUGGAUCCGGACCAGCUGGGCCGCACCAUGACCCACGAGCACCUGACCAUGAGCUUCGAGUGCUGCUACUUCCCUCCUCCCCCGGGCGACGAGGCGGUGGCGGAGAACCCGUUCCAGAUGCAGCACAUGCACUGGCUGAGGCAGAACCCCUACAGCUGCCACGAGAACCUGCUCCUGAUGCAGGAGACGGGCGCCGUGCGGGACGAGCUGCUGGCUUACAGGAAGGCCGGCGGGGGCUCCAUAGUGGAGAACACCACCACGGGCAUCGACCGGGACCUGCCCACCCUCCGGCAGCUGGCCAAAGACACCGGGGUGCAGGUCAUUGCGGGAGCGGGGUACUACGUUGACUGCACCCACUCUGAGGCCACGAAGAAAAUGAGCGUGGAGAAGCUCACGGACAUCAUCGUCGGGGAGGUGCUUCACGGUGCCGAUGGGACGGACAUCCGCUGCGGUGUGAUCGGAGAGAUCGGCACCGGCUGGCCAAUCACCGAGAGCGAGAAAAAGGUGCUGAGGGCCACGGCUCACGCUCAGGCUCAGCUCGGGUGCCCGGUCAUCAUUCAUCCCGGCAGAAAUCCCACCGCCCCGGCCGAAGUCAUCCGGAUUCUACAGGAGGCCGGCGGUGACAUCGGCAAAACUGUCAUGUCUCACCUGGACAGGACUAUAUUCGAUGAGGGUGAACUGCUGGAGUUCGCUAAACUGGGGAGUUACCUGGAGUACGAUCUGUUUGGAACGGAGAUGCUGAACUACCCUUACAACCUGGAGCUGGACAUGCCCAGCGACAGCCAGAGAGUGAAGGCCUUGGCGCUCCUGGCGAAGGAGGGCUACGAGGACAAGAUCCUGGUCGCGCACGACAUCCACACCAAGAACCGCCUGACCAAGUACGGCGGCCACGGCUACUCUCACAUCCUGAACAACAUUGUGCCGAAGAUGCUGAUUAGGGGCAUCUCGCAGCUCCAGGUGGACAAGAUUCUCAUCGACAACCCCAAACGCUGGCUGACCUUCAAAUAAAGCCCACAUCAAAAGAAGAGAAGCGAGACAGGAGAUUUCAUGUAGCGAUUAUUUUAUCUCCAGAUGAAGACCGCACACCCCACAAUGAAUAAUUGCAAUAUAACUCUGCAAUAAUCACAGUUCAAAGUCAUUCCUAAAUGUGACUUUGAGCCCAAACCAAUAAGGUCACAGUAAAUUUGUCUUUAAUGUUCACGUUUCCAAGUUUGUCAGCAAAGCAAAAUGUUUCAUCGCUUUGUAAAAAAGAAUUACAGGCUGUUGUUUCACUUUUUAUAGACACGCUUAUUAAGUAGAACUUCAUUUUAUAUUGUGAUUAUACAUUAUUCACUUUCUAAGCAAAUUGAAUGUCGGAGCCUUGCAAGGAUCACAGUGCUUCUAAUUAGCAGUGUUAUGUUUUGGUCCCAUCGACGCUGUUUUUUUUCUUGUCUGCAGGAAUGUGAAUGCAAUAUCUAAGACACAUUUUCUCUAUUUUUCAUCUCUUGCUUUUCAAUGACGGCGCCAUUGCUGCUUGCUUUGUAUUUGUUAGUGACAUUUCUGCAAACACGCUUUACGGGAGGUAAAUAAUGAGCGCGUCGGUAAUCAGUAUGCUGCUCGGCUCUCGACACAAUGUGGCUCGUGUUAGAUGAGUUGUCCUGUCGCCCCUCAGUGGGUGUCUGGCUGUCUAUGGGAGGCUGACUGUCUGGCAAGCCCAGAUGAAGGACAUGUUCUCCUCUCACCUGGAAACAGGUGGCCUCGCAGGGUGACUUCGCCACAUGAUCAAUGGCGUGAUCGCAACAGCUGACUGUGCACCGCGGAAAAAAAAACCCUGUAUAACUUUUGAUUAAUCUUCCGAGAGGAUUACAAAGUGAGCCGGAGGAUUUCAUUUUACAAUACAUUUAACAUUGUGGCCGACAGUCUUAUCUGGAGGGGCUUGACAAUCCGCGGGCAGAUCGAUGAAUGUUGUUGAGCUGGAGGAAACAUUUCUGUCCGAGCGACUGUCCAGUUUUUGUGAUGGUGACUAACUACCAGACCUCCCCCGUCGCCCCAACCAGCUGUCACAUUGAGACAGACAAGAAAAAUGAGUGGCGCUGAUUAUUUUUUUGAGAACAGUGCUUCAAUGUGAACAUCAGAAUGGCCCUUUACAGAUUUCAACUUCUCCAAGUGUGUCAAUGCUGCUCAAGAGUUUCAAAUGUUAAAUCGUUAUAUUCAUGCAUCACUACAGCUUUAAACAUUUUCACCCAAAAUGCAACAACUAUCACAUAUUUGUUUUUUUGAAAGAAUAAAGCACAUACGUGGACUAACAA